This is a messenger RNA of Vicugna pacos (alpaca), 930 nucleotides long. The record is from RefSeq and is a predicted model, not a curated record. NCBI's taxonomy places the organism in Eukaryota, Metazoa, Chordata, Mammalia, Artiodactyla, Camelidae.
AUGAAGGGGAAGGUCGGAGUCGCCUCCCGCCCCACUUCACUGGUCGACCCCCCGCGCCGGGGCGGGGGGAGGGCCGGGAGAUCCAAGCGGCGAGGGCCAGCGAUGACUCGACCGCGCCACCCAGACAACGGCCUGGCCGGAAGUCGGUCGAUCGCUCCCCAGCCCCUCCCACAGUAUUUCGCGCUCCACCAGGCUCUGUGGAGUGGUCCUCGUGGUCACCUCAGAAAUUGGGCUCCAUGGCCUAGCGUCCCCGCCACCUGUGAUCGUACGCCGAGGCCAGCGAGGGGUGACUGCCGAGGUUUCCACCAGCCCACAGGCAAAAGCACGGCAGCCACCCUCUCCAGCGGCUCGCUCAUGGCCACCCACGACCACUACCAGCGCCGCCUGGGCUCCGCUUCCAGGAACAGCUCCUGCGGAAGUGCGGAGUAGCACCCUGGGAAAGCCAUCCCCCACCACCCAGGUCUCCCCAAAGCCAACCCGGGACACUGGUGGGCUAGCUUCUUUUUCGGGAAGUCCACUCUCCCAUUCAUGGCCAUAGUGUCCCCAGAGCACUGGGAAUCGCCCCAGAAGACCUCCACCGGUAUGAUCACCUGUGACCUGGCUCGGGAAGCCAUGGGGAAGCAGCAGUCUGGCAGCCAGCCUGGCAAAACCAACUCCAGCCCCCGUCCUGAGUGGCCGCCAUCAGCUGCCAGGCUUCCUUCCAAGGCGCUAGGCUAAUAAGAGCCCCCACUCCACCUCCCCUCCCCUCCUCAAGACUAAGCAGGCUACAGCCAGCAGAAACAGUUGGGUUCUUUAACAUCAAAACAGUAAAACACCAAAAAGAAAGUUGAGAGAACCCCACUCUUUACUACCCAAGCCACACAAGAGCCUUCCUGACACCUCAUAACCCUGUGCCUUGCACCAAGCAGAAAAUAAACUCCAAGCAGCCAU